This is a messenger RNA of Papaver somniferum (opium poppy), 2303 nucleotides long. RefSeq names its product indole-3-acetic acid-amido synthetase GH3.6-like. The transcript is spliced from 3 exons. Gene Ontology annotation, cellular component: cytoplasm. The record is from RefSeq and is a predicted model, not a curated record. Gene Ontology annotation, molecular function: acid-amino acid ligase activity. The coding region runs from base 178 to 2004 and encodes 608 amino acids. NCBI's taxonomy places the organism in Eukaryota, Viridiplantae, Streptophyta, Magnoliopsida, Ranunculales, Papaveraceae.
UUACAUCACUUCCUCUAUAAAUACCCUUUCCCGUCCGUUCUUUCUCUACACUCAAAUCAACUUUCCCCCUCUGCUUUCUCUUUCUCUAAAAACUCUCUCUUGAUUUGUUCCUUCUCUUGACUUACAUUCUCCUCUCGCAUUCCACUAAGUUAAGUAGUGGUUUGAUUAGUUAUCAAGAUGCCGGAAGCUCCAGCGAAUGACACAGCGUCAGAGUAUGUUGUGGUUGAUAAGAGUAAGAUAGCACUUGAAUUCAUCGAAAAUGUCACAACAAAUGCUGAUGAAGUUCAAAAGAAAGUGCUUGGUGAAAUUCUUUCCCGAAGUUCUCAUGUCGAGUACUUACAGAGAUACGAUCUCAAGGGACGUGUCGAUCGUGAGACUUUUAAGAAGAUUAUUCCUGUCAUAACUUAUGAAGAUCUUCAACCUGAUAUCAAUCGUAUUGCUAAUGGUGAUACUUCUCCUAUUCUCUGUGGACAACCCAUUUCUGAAUUCUUGACUAGUUCUGGGACUUCAGCAGGAGAAAGAAAAAUAAUGCCAACAAUUGAAGAAGAAUUAAACAGAAGAUCUCUACUUUACAGUCUCUUAAUGCCAGUAAUGAAUGAAUAUGUUCCCGGUCUUGACAAAGGCAAAGGAAUGUAUUUUCUGUUCAUCAAGUCUGAAGCUAAAACACCAAGUGGAUUGGUUGCUAGACCAGUUCUAACCAGUUACUACAAGAGCUCACAUUUCAAAAACAGACCUUAUGAUCCAUACACCAAUUACACUAGCCCAAAUGAAACCAUUCUCUGUCCUGAUUCUUACCAAAGCAUGUAUUCCCAAUUACUCUGUGGUCUUUACCAAAACAAAGAAGUUCUUCGAGUUGGUGCUGUUUUCGCUUCCGGGUUCAUCCGAGCAAUUCGAUUCCUUGAAAAACAUUGGACUUCUCUCUGUAAUGAUAUCCGAAACGGAACCAUUGAUUCCCAAAUUACUGAUCCAUCUGUGAGAGAAGCUGUUCUGGCAAUACUCAAACCAAACCCAAAACUAGCUGAUUUUAUUCAAGAGGAAUGCAGCAAGGAUUCAUGGAAAGGGAUCAUAACCAGGUUAUGGCCUAAUACUAAGUAUAUUGAUGUUAUAGUUACUGGAACUAUGUCUCAGUAUAUUCCAACUCUGAAUUACUACAGUAACGGCCUACCAUUAGUUUGUACCAUGUAUGCAUCUUCUGAGUGCUACUUCGGUUUGAACCUUCAACCUCUUUGUGAUCCUAGUGAAGUUUCUUACACACUCAUUCCUACCAUGGCCUACUUCGAGUUCUUGCCUGCUCAUAGAAACAAUGGAGUUAGCACUAAACCAAAAUCUCUCACUGAGAAGGAGCGGAAGGAAUUGGUUGACCUUGUUGAUGUCAAACUCGGUCAAGAAUAUGAGCUUAUUGUCACCACCUACGCCGGUCUUUACCGCUACAGAGUUGGCGAUGUUCUUAGAGUUACUGGGUUCAAGAACAAGGCACCACAAUUCAGCUUUGUUUGCCGGAAAAAUGUUGUUCUAAGUAUCGAUUCUGAUAAAACCGAUGAGGUCGAGUUGCAAAACGCGGUGAUAAAUGCUGUUAAUCAUCUAGUUCCAUUUGAUUCGUCUCUAGUUGAGUACACAAGCUAUGCUGACACUUCAACUAUCCCGGGGCACUACGUUUUAUACUGGGAACUUCGUCACGAUGGUACAACUCCAAUUCCUCCAUCAGUUUUCGAAGAUUGUUGUCUAACAAUGGAAGAAUCUCUCAACAGCGUUUACCGUCAAGGCCGUGUUUCCGACAAAUCAAUUGGGCCUUUAGAAAUAAAGAUCGUCGAGUCUGGAACUUUCGAUAAACUCAUGGAUUAUGCCAUUAGCCGCGGCGCGUCGAUAAACCAGUAUAAAACACCUCGCUGUGUUAAAUUUCAACCCAUUGUUGAGCUCAUGAAUUCAAGGGUGGUCGAAAGUUAUUUCAGUCCUAAAUGCCCAAAAUGGAUCGUUGGCCUUCAGCAAUGGCGCAACCAAAACUGAAGAAAGGGAACAAAGAAGUAGAGAGUCAGAACUGAGAGCAUUUAUCUAGAACUACUGCUGUAUCUGUUUAAUUGGUAUAUUUUGGAUGGAGUUCGAAGGGAACAAAGCUGUUUCUAUGAUCAUCUAGAGAGAAACAAAUCCCACUUAGAUUAACCCCUUUUUUUUCUUUCUUUUUUUCGUUUUUAGACGUCUUUUAAGAUGUGGUAGACUUGAAUAGAUCUUUGAUCCGUGUACACAAAGUUCUUGUUAGAUUCAUCUAAGGAAGUUUUAAUUAAAUUUAUCUCAUUUCACUUUCUUAA